GCAAAAAACAAACCCUAAUCCUCAAAUCCCCAUUCCCUGACAUCCAUUUUCCAUUCGCAGAGAAGGGAAGAGAAGAGAGAGACAGAGAUGUCGCACUUCGGGAGAACCGGUCCACCGGACAUCACCGACACCUACUCUCUCCUUGUCCUCAACGUCACUUUCCGGACGACCGCCGAUGAUCUCUUCCCGCUCUUUGACAAGUACGGCAAGGUCGUGGACAUCUUCAUUCCUAGAGAUCGAAGGACUGGUGACUCACGAGGGUUUGCAUUUGUUCGGUACAAGUAUGCAGAUGAAGCACAGAUGGCAGUGGAUAGGCUAGACGGGACACUUGUUGAUGGUAGAGAGAUUGCUGUUCAGUUUGCAAAGUAUGGGCCGAAUGCUGAACGGAUUCACAAAGGAAGGAUAAUUGAAAAGGUUCCGAGGAGCAGAGGCAGGUCAAGAAGCCGUAGCCCCCGCCCAAGGUACCGUGAUGAUUAUUAUGGAGGCAGGGAUUACCGAAGGAGAAGCCGUAGUAGAAGUGGGGAUAGGUAUGAUCGUGACAGGUACCAUGGGAGGGAACGUGGUUAUCGGUAUCGCAGCAGGAGCCGUAGCAUAAGUCCAGACUAUGAUAGAGGCCAUCGUGGUCGGGGACGCUAUGAGGAUGAGCGGCAGAGGUGUAGGAGCCGAUCAGUUGAAAGUACCUCUCCGCCUCGGCGUAGUCCCAGCCCGCGACGAAGUGUGUCCAUGCGAAGGACACCAUCUUCUGGGGGUGAAAGUCCUGAUAGACGAAGCCACCAUGAUCGGUCUCCAACACCUCGGAGCCUAUCAACACGGGAUCAACUUGUUGAUUCUCGUAGUGCUUCUCCUAGGAAUUCAAUUGAUGAGUGAUUGUUGCAACAUGUUUAAGUUGCGGAGGGGACAAGAAGGAAGUGCAUCCCUUGUGACCAUCUUGUUGAUUUUGUCGGAGCCUCGAUUGUCAUGCAUGUUCUAGACAGUCUUUAGUGCUAGUUUGGUAGGAUUGGACUUCCUAAUUUUCUGUUGUUUCAAUAUGGAACUUACUGCACACUUCAAUAGUCGGUCCAGUUGGAUGUUUUGUUGUGGACUACAUUCUCUCAAAACUAGUUUUUUUUUCUGGGAAUCCGGGAUAGUAGUUUUCAAGUUGCUGUAGAAAAAUGUUCUGUAGGUUUCAUUUUUGGGGUAGGCUUUGCUCUUUUGUGCUCUUGAUCCAUUUCUUUUCCUCCCAAUUUCUGCUCAUAUUCACAUUCUAUAAGCAUGCAUCCCCCCCCCCCCCCCCCC
Messenger RNA from Ilex paraguariensis (yerba mate), 1275 nucleotides. NCBI's taxonomy places the organism in Eukaryota, Viridiplantae, Streptophyta, Magnoliopsida, Aquifoliales, Aquifoliaceae. The record is from the annotation of a GenBank genome assembly.